AUGUCAACUAGCGCCAGCUCCACGUUGGUGGGAUCCAUCUCCAAGAUCAAGAUCGGAGAUACUCAAUCGAAGACUGAGCGAACACCCGUGGACACUAUUCCUUUGCCAACAGUUCUUAGCAGUGUUGAAGUGGACGAAAAUGUGGUCAAAGCACUUCCCAUUCCCGGAUCUAAGCUCGUCGACGCGCAGAAAUUCGGUGAAUCUCUUUCAAGUUGGGGCAAGACGGCCAAGUUGGUAGUCAAGCUCCCUGAUGGAACAUUGCAGGACUAUUUCCUGAAGGGAGGUCGACCCUUUAAGUUCUUGGCGGUUGUUGUCCCAAGGCUUGGUCCCAUUGGGAAGCAGAUGUGCCAUGGAGAGUUCGAAUCACUAAAGGCCAUUGACGCAGUUUCACCGGGUUUUGUCCCCAAGCCAUAUGCAUGGGGUGAGAUUGGGCGGGAAGAGGGAAGCUACUUCUUGCCCGUCGAGUUUCGCCAUAUCGGGCGCCAGCUUGCGGAACCCAGCAAGCUAGCGAGGAGACUUGCCGACAUGCACAUGCGCUCCGUCUCGCCAACCGGAAAGUUCGGGUUCCAUGUAGCGACCUGUCAUGCUAAGAUCAUCCAAGCCGUUGACAUGUGGGACGAUUCAUGGUGUGUUGUGUUUAGCCGCCACUUGGGACACAUCAUCGACCUGGCCUCGCCUGUUCUUCAAUGGGCCGAGUUUGAUCUAGUAUCCAAGCUUGUCCUCGAGAAGGUUGUCCCCCGUCUAUUGCUGCCCCUUCAGUCAGAGGGGAGAGUUCUGAAGCCCAGCCUCAUCCACGGUGACUGCUGGGACGGUAACACGGCGAUGGACAUGAAGACGGGCGAGGCGUUCAUAUUCGAUGUUUGCUCCUUCUACGGCCACAAUGAGUACGACACAGGAAAUUGGCGUGCCCCGAGGCACAGAUUGAGCAACAAGCCUACAUCAAGAAUUACAAGUUUACCAGAUGUCAGAGCCAAGUACGUGUUUCCCACGCCGACUUCGAGGACGGCUUAG
Molecule: messenger RNA, 1011 nt
Organism: Canariomyces notabilis
Lineage: Eukaryota; Fungi; Ascomycota; Sordariomycetes; Sordariales; Chaetomiaceae
Exons: 4
Coding region: 1-1011 (336 amino acids)
Source: RefSeq, a predicted model, not a curated record